GAUAUGAAGCGAAAUCAAAACAUCUUUCACCUUGGACGGAACAUGAACUCGGCAACGAAAUGUUUUACUAUUCGCAAUAACAUUAUACGAAACUUUUAAUAAGCAACGGUUUGAGAGUGAUUACUUCAUGUUCUCAUUAUAGCACAACUUGGACAACAAUAGUCUUCUUGAAUCAGAUGAUUAUUAUCAUUCAUACUUGUUUGAAGUAUCUAACAUAAUCAUAAUGUGUAGAAAUAAGUCUAUCGAACCAUUUAUACUUACCUAUAUCGACAAGAUGAGUGAAAUGCGAAAGAAGCUGUAGUAUUGUGGGUUUACCGGUUGGGUAGGUGGUGUUACUUUAUAUCCGAUUUCAGUUCACAAGGUCGAAGUGUGUGUCAUAGUUGUGAAAAAGCCCUCAUCUCAUAGACAAGAGAGGUUGUGACUCCUCAUCCGUGUAUUUACCCGUAAGUAGGAAAAUCUAAUUCAUAGUGCAAAUAAGUUCAGUGUUUGGUAAUCGUUCGUGUGAUCCGCCAGAGCCUGAGACAAUCUCUAUUUUCGUUCGGUUUUAAAUUUAGACCAUCAGUUCACCACCCAUUCUGAAAGAUGGAUAUGGAGACAGAGGACCUCAUGUGGAAACAAAUCUACAACAAGUUGAUGGAAACGAAAAAGUCUGAGGAGGAGAAAACGGAACAUGAAAUCAGGAUUCAAGAAAUCGACGGUGGAUUCUUCGAAAAGUUUGGCUCCUUAUUCAGAGAAAACGCUGAAUUGGCAAUAUCCCGAGAAGAAGAAGAGAAGGAAGAUGUAGCUAAUGCAGCUGCUCUAGCAACUUCUGCUGAGGAAAGUGAUGUUCUUCCUGCAGACACUGAAAUAGAAGCCGAUAGAAUAUCUUCCUCGUCAGAUUCGGAAUCUAAUGAGACUAGCGAUAAGACUGAAAUUAUAUCUACAGCCCUUAAUAUCGACGAACUAUAUUCCGAAAUACUAUACGAGAUUAUCCACAAUAUUGGCUGCGAUCUGAGCUGCGACAUCGGACAAACUGCCCUCCUCUCUUAUGUUCAAGAUGCCUUUCAUGUUUCCAACGAGUAUCAUCAGAAUAUGUUCAAUGCCGCCGAACAAAAAGAAGCACCCAAAAUACUGCUGAAUGUUGAAGUUAUAGAAGCCAAAGAUUUGGCCCCUAAGGAUUCAAAUGGACUGAGUGAUCCUUUUGUUACUUUGUACCUGACCUCCAAUCCUGCCCAUAAGUAUAAUACGUCGAUGAAGGAAGGGACAUUGUGUCCUUUAUGGGAGGAACACUUCGCUCUACCGUGGACCGAUAAUGCACUUGAUGAUACCUUGUGCCUAGAAGUGUGGGACUUUGAUCCAGCUGAAUCGGUGAAAGAAAAAUUCGGCAAAAUAUUUGACGUGAAAGGGGUAAAAGGCGUAAGGAAAUUGAUGAAAGAAAUUGCAGUUACCGCUGCACAUGGUCAGCAUGAAAACGAACUGAUUGGAAAGGCCAGGGUACCAUUAAACACCAUUCCAGCUGCAGGAAUGACAAUGUGGUACAGUUUAGAUAAGAAGAAUAAAGAUACCAAGCAAGGAAUCAUCAAAGUAAGAAUAUCUUUCAGUUCGAAAAAAAACACGCUGGUAGCGCAACAAGAACACCGUCAUUUGCUUCGUAUACUUUUGCUGCACGAGUUAGAAACUUCGAAGGUGGCACCUCACUGGUGGUGUGGUUCAUUCAGUCAGCAAGGUGAAGCAAUAAUAACCCAACACAUUAUACAGUCCGGUCUUACCCAAACAGAAGCUGCCAUUUGUCAAUGGGCUGUUUAUAUAAAGAUUCACCAAAAUCAUGCUUUGAGUUUCGUCUUGUACUCUAACCUAUUGGAUAAAUUGUUGAAACCACUGCAAAGCCAUAACGCACUAAGCGAUGAAGAUAUCAAGUUGUUUUGGAAUUCAACCAGGAAGUUACUACCCUAUUGCUUCAGUGUCAUCAGAAAAAUUAAGAGAAAACAGGCCGACAAGAAUUUGGUGAAGAGCGUAAACGAAGUAUUGACCAUAUUAUCCAAAAUUAUGAUGUUGGAGAUACCAAGUGACUUCAAUCUGUUUCCCAGUACGUUGUAUCCGUGGAUUCCAGAUAUUGAGGAAACGAAUGAGUUGACGCUCAAGGAGGUUCUGCUAACAGCGAUCAAAGUGAGCGCCUCAAAUUGGUACGACUACGUUGUGGAUAAUAAUAAAAAUUCUGAGUCUACCGAUACAGCAAAACUUCAGUUGAUCAACAAGGUCUUCAAUUUGGUCAGAUGCGAUUUACAAAAAGCAAUCGAAUUCUUCGAUAAGUCAUUUUACGAAAAAGUUGGAGUGGCGUAUGCUAAAGAACUGUAUAUAUUAUAUCAGCAAAAAGUCAGCGAGCUGACCGAAGAUGAAGUGAUGAAUAUUUGCAAAAGCCUGAAAAAACUGAAUUUCACUGGGAAUUCACUGAACGAGGAAUCCCAUAAGGAAGCUUUGGAGCAAGGAACGAAAUUAUUUGAGCUUUACCUGGGCAUUCAACGCUUUGUCGUUUUUGGACAAGGCAUAUGUCCUGUUGACUGUGAUAGUUUUUAUAUAAACAAUUUUUAUAAAUGGUUCCAUGGUGGAGUGGCUCAAUGGCUGGAGAUUGCUGUUUAUAAAGCAUUACAAAGAAUAGAGAAAGCAGUUGAGUUGGAUAAAUUAGUACCAGUGGAUGCUACUGUGAAAUAUAGUUCUUCGGCUGUGGAUACACUCUCGAUCUUCUACCAGGUGAAGGUAUUCUGGCAACAACUCAACUGGCCAGAUGUGGAGGGUUGCUAUACUUUUAUCGCCAAAAUGAUCGAUGAUAUCUGUCGAUGUGGAGUCUUCUACGCACAGAGGAUGUCCAAAAGGGUUGAUGGUAUGGGAGAAAUACAAAAUGUUUAUGAAAAUCGAUUCGAGGUGACGAACGAAUGGUGUUUGUCUAUCAACAAUAUUGAGUACGUAUCGCAGGCUCUCAAACCGUUCACUACGGAACUAGGCAUGGAGGAGGUCAUCAAGAAAUUGUCGGAUUUGAAGAGUCCUCUUGAGGCUCAGCGAUGCCAGCAAACUUUAGACAAUGUUAUCGAUAAUGCGGUCGAUACUGUGAAGAAUGAAAUAUUUGAUCUACUGGAGACUCUUAUCUUGAAGAUGGCUCCGGCGAUGAAGAGGUUAUUGAUAGAAGGUGCAGAACUUUUCAAUCAAGACAGUAACAGCGUCGAUAGAUUGAUGUUGUACGUUGAUAACAAUCUGAGCACUCUACAUCGGGAACUGAAUGAAGAAAAUUUCGAUAGAACGAUCUAUAUGGUUUGGGAGCAAUUGGGAAAAAUAUUGCAGGAAAUAAUUCAGGCAAGCUUUGAGAACCGAAGACCUCCUUCAUUCUUCGCAAAUUUGCACAAAACUUUGAAUCUGAUGUUGGGCUCUUUCAAAACAUCCGAUGAUUGUGCACGAUGCGAUGGUCUGAUUCAAGCUGAACAGUUAUUGAAAGUGUAUGGAUUGGAAACAAAUGAUCUCAUUCACCAGGUGAACUUAGACUUGCAUGAGGAAUAUAAGAGUAAUACUGAGUCUACUUAUGGUGUGCUGACGGUUAGAGCGAAGUUCCAGGAAAAUGUUUUGUACAUAGAGAUACUGAAUGCCAAAAUAUUGGUAGCCAUGGAUUCCAACGGUUUAUGUGAUGCAUUUGUUCGUGUUCACCUAAUGCCAGAGGACAAAUUUAGAAAUCAGGAGCAACCAAAGACUAAAACCCAUAACAAAACCCUAGUGCCUUUAUUUGACGAAGUUUUCGAGGUUAAAUUAUCUGAUGAACAAAGAUUGAUGCACAACGGCUUGCUUCUAUUCAGUGUUAAAGACAAGGACUUGCUAGGUUACAACAAUAAACACAUAGGAGAAGCAUUUAUUCAUUUCAGAGAUAUAAUCGAUACGGAAGAACCACUUUCAUCACUUCCACAGAUUCAUCUUCAACUAUCCAGGCCUGUUAAUUCAGACGCACUUACGAUAAAAGCCUUAGAACACAGACAAGGAGAAAAGUUAGCUAAAGAAUUUUUGAAGAAAUUCAGGCAAAGAAUAGGAAGCAAUAACCCAAAGGCGAAUAAUCAAUGAAACCAAGACUGCUAUCGAAUGUACAUAAUAAAAAUAAAUAGAUAGACAUUAACUUGUCCAAGAAUUUUGUUAACAUAUAUUGUUGUGCAUAUUUAUUAUAAAAAGCUUUACUAAAA
Messenger RNA from Coccinella septempunctata (seven-spotted ladybird), 4190 nucleotides. RefSeq names its product protein unc-13 homolog 4B (gene stac). The transcript has 14 exons. The record is from RefSeq and is a predicted model, not a curated record. The coding region runs from base 583 to 4074 and encodes 1163 amino acids. NCBI's taxonomy places the organism in Eukaryota, Metazoa, Arthropoda, Insecta, Coleoptera, Coccinellidae.